This is a messenger RNA of Lactuca saligna, 1175 nucleotides long. The record is from the annotation of a GenBank genome assembly. Lineage: Eukaryota; Viridiplantae; Streptophyta; Magnoliopsida; Asterales; Asteraceae.
ACCAUUUUUGCAUUUUUCUCUUUUUAUCGCUUUUUUAUUUUUAAGAUUUUUAUGAGAAAAUAGUGUCGAACCGUUGAAGAUCUCUUGGCAGUUGGACCACAAAACACAAGGCUGGUCAAAGCACUACUAACCUUUCUCACAGAAGUUUCAAAUUGAAAAGUUGUGGCAACAAUGACGACUGAAGAGGACAAGUCAACAAGUUUUACAGAAAUUCAUUAAGAUCUAUUUUCUUGUGAUCCAAAGAUGUAAAUCUAAAACCCAAGAAAAACUUGUGUUUGUUCAUUCAUUCCUACGAUUUCGUCUCCAACAAAAUUAUGAGUCCGCCUCAUCAGCAUCACCCGUCGCCGCCGCCGACUCAUCAGCAUCAUCCACCGCCGUCGACUCAUCAGCAUCACCCGCCUCCUCCACCAACACAUCAGCAUCACCCGCAGCCUCCGAGACAUCAGCAUCACCCGCCUCCGCCGCCUCAUUACGGUACUUUCCCGGGCAUUGACAACCAUCCUCCUCCUCCUCCGGCGGUAGUCGUCGUCCAUCAGCAUGUUCCACCUCCCGGGGCAUCAGGUGGACCUUCGAUCAACCCUUAUAUCCAUGGCUACCAGGCUGUCCCAGGUUAUGCAGUUGCUCAAGGAAGACCAAUGGCCAUGAGAGGACCUCAGCUUUGCUGUCGUUUAUGCCUUUUUAUCAUUAUUGGUUUCCUCGUUGCUGCAUUCCUCUGGUUCUUCUUCUAUGCGCUAUUGAGAUGAUAAGCACGGGAAACUUGGAUAUGUCGGGUGCCUAUCUGCUGCUAUUUUUGGAACAAUUGAUGUGAUUUGUGGUGUUACAAGCAUUUGAGAUCAUUUGUAUAGAGCUACAAGGUGCUAAAAGGUUGACUAAUGCAUAUAUUAAAUGUAUCCAGUUGAGUCUCCCUUGUUUUUUCUAUUUAAAUGUUUGUAUUAUGCUGAUAAUUGCAUCUGCUUUGUAGUUACAUGACCCUUACAUACAAAAAAGUUUGUGUAGUAUUACUAGUUGUAACUUGUAGGUUUGUCAAGGAAACUCUUUUUAAAAAUAAUAAUGUUUGGGUGUGUGAUUAUGAUUUUAUCUAUUGUAGCUGGCUUUUCGCUAUAAAUAAACUGUUUUCCUUGUAACCCAGGAAAUCACAAGGGUUAAAAACAAUGUUUUGAAAAUUUUCUUUGUUC